CGGAGCUAGUAAAGCGUCGGCUUUCCGUCAACGGAAGUGGCUGUUGGAGGCUCUAAGGUAGCUUUAAAUUCCUGCUGUCUCGGGAGCUCGCCCUUUACAGUUGGAGUCGCGUUUCGUGCGACGGAUGGCGGUGGACGUGAAGUCGCGAGCAAAGCGUUAUGAAAAACUGGACUUCCUCGGGGAGGGACAGUUUGCCACGGUUUACAAGGCCAGAGACAAGAACACCAACCAAAUUGUCGCCAUUAAGAAAAUUAAACUUGGACAUAGAUCAGAAGCUAAAGAUGGUAUAAAUAGAACAGCCUUAAGAGAGAUAAAAUUAUUACAGGAGCUAAGUCAUCCAAAUAUAAUUGGUCUCCUUGAUGCGUUUGGACAUAAAUCUAAUAUUAGCCUUGUCUUUGAUUUUAUGGAAACUGAUCUGGAGGUGAUAAUAAAGGAUAAUAGUCUAGUGCUGACACCAUCACACAUCAAAGCCUACAUGUUAAUGACUCUUCAAGGGUUAGAAUAUUUACAUCAACAUUGGAUUCUACAUAGGGAUCUAAAACCAAAUAACUUGUUGCUGGAUGAAAAUGGAGUUCUAAAACUGGCAGAUUUUGGCCUGGCCAAAUCAUUUGGGAGCCCCAAUAGAGCAUAUACACAUCAGGUUGUAACCAGGUGGUAUCGGGCCCCCGAGUUACUAUUUGGAGCUAGAAUGUAUGGUGUAGGUGUGGACAUGUGGGCUGUCGGCUGUAUAUUGGCAGAGUUGCUUCUAAGGGUUCCUUUUUUGCCAGGAGAUUCAGAUCUUGAUCAACUAACAAGAAUAUUUGAAACUUUGGGCACACCAACUGAGGAACAGUGGCCUGACAUGUGUAGUCUUCCAGAUUUCGUGACAUUUAAGAGUUUUCCUGGAAUCCCGUUACAACACAUCUUCAUUGCAGCAGGAGACGACUUGUUAGAUCUCAUACAAGGCUUAUUUUUAUUUAACCCAUGUACUCGAAUUACAGCCACACAGGCAUUGAAAACUAAGUAUUUCAGUAAUCGGCCAGGGCCAACACCUGGAUGUCAGCUGCCAAGACCAAACUGUCCACUGGAAACUUUAAAGGAACAGUCAAAUCCAGCUGUAGCAACAAAGCGGAAGCGAACACAGGCCUUGGAACAAGGAGGAUUACCCAAGAAGCUAAUUUUUUAGUUACAAAGAUCACUGGACAGUAUUUUACUACUGAAGGAAAUAGUCCAAAAGGCAAUUAAUGGAAAAAUAGUAAACGUUAAGUGAAUGCUGUAGAAGGAAUUUGUAAAUAUUCUACACAUGUAAAAUAUGUAAAACUGGAUUAUUUUUAUUAAAUGUAUUUUAAAACAAACUUAAUUCUGAUUUUUCUGAUGAGAGUGCAAAAGUAAGAUUAAAUUCAAUUCUCUGAAAUGUAGAAUUGAAAAUUCAUUAAGGAAACCUUAAUAAAAAUAAUCAUCAGUUAUUUUGAUGACCUGGCCCAUCUAGCUUCACAGAUUUAUAGUAGUAUUUAAAAAUGGGGUAGUAGGGGUAGAGGUAGUAUUUAAAAAUGGAAGCAGUAGUAGUAAUGUAGCAUAUACCUACGACCUAGAGUUAACAAAUGUUAAUAUACUAAAUAGGAAAAAAAAGAUAAAACUACAAAUGAAAUUGAGGUCCCUUUAAUAUGCCAUUCCAUUCUUUUCCUUUUUGGCUUCCCGAGGGAAGCGACUCUCAGGAAAUGAGUGUCUUUCCAUGAUUUUAUACUGCUAUUUUAUAAAAAUGCAUGUAGUAAUAUACAGUAUUGUUUUGAGUCUCCAAGUUUUAUAUGAAUGAUAGGCUAUCUCAUACUAUAAUUUAUUUUUACUCAAAGCUUUUUUAUUUCUUCCAUGUUAAUACAUAUAUAAUUUAUUUAACAGCCAUCUAAUAUAUAAAAAUAAUCUAUCUUACGUAUACAACACUACAUUCUUAUGCUUUAUUUAUGGACUGUUAUUUUUCUUUCCUGUAUAAAAAUUACCGUAAGUGUAUCAGCAUAAAGUAACACAAAUUUACUAGCUCACAGUUCUAUAAGCCAGAUAUCUGACCUGGCUCAACAGUGGUUUUCACAUAGGUCAAAAUCAAGGUGUCAGUUGAACUGGACUCUUAUCUGAGUUUCUAGAGGAGAAUCUGCUUCUAUGCUUAUUCAGUUUGUGUGAUUUUAAUGCACAUGCUUCCUGUCCUUGUUAGCUGUCAGCCAAGGCUUUUCCCAGCUUCCUAAGACAGUCCCAUGCCUUGUCACAUGGCAUUCUCCAUCUGUAAGCCAGCAGCCGUGCUUAGAAUCUUUUUGGUUUUCUUGUCUGCUACCAAAAAGGGAAGUCUGCUGUCUCAA
Herpailurus yagouaroundi (jaguarundi) is the source of this 2324-nucleotide messenger RNA. It is a transcript of the gene CDK7, whose product is annotated as cyclin dependent kinase 7. Bases 125 to 1165 code for a protein of 346 amino acids. Gene Ontology annotation, biological process: protein phosphorylation; positive regulation of transcription by RNA polymerase II. The record is from RefSeq and is a predicted model, not a curated record. Gene Ontology annotation, molecular function: cyclin-dependent protein serine/threonine kinase activity; RNA polymerase II CTD heptapeptide repeat kinase activity; ATP binding. Gene Ontology annotation, cellular component: nucleus; cytoplasm; transcription factor TFIIK complex. The transcript has 12 exons. NCBI's taxonomy places the organism in Eukaryota, Metazoa, Chordata, Mammalia, Carnivora, Felidae.